Cryphonectria parasitica EP155 is the source of this 1325-nucleotide messenger RNA. Its product is annotated as cyclin-domain-containing protein. Gene Ontology annotation, biological process: regulation of cyclin-dependent protein serine/threonine kinase activity. Bases 1 to 1056 code for a protein of 351 amino acids. NCBI's taxonomy places the organism in Eukaryota, Fungi, Ascomycota, Sordariomycetes, Diaporthales, Cryphonectriaceae. The record is from RefSeq and is a predicted model, not a curated record. Gene Ontology annotation, cellular component: nucleus; cyclin-dependent protein kinase holoenzyme complex. The transcript has 2 exons. Gene Ontology annotation, molecular function: protein kinase binding; cyclin-dependent protein serine/threonine kinase regulator activity.
AUGGCGGAAGAUCACAACCUAGGGUCUGGCGACCAACAACCCGUACCAAAGUCUCCUCCGCCGCCGCCCAACCCUUCGACCGACCCCAGGCUGAUCGUCCAGCCGCCCCCGCCCAACCUCCAGCAGGUCACCUCCCCACAGCUCGGAGCACAGCCUGACGACAUCUUCCAGGUCCCGGCGCUGGCUGCCCUCAAGCUGCUUAGCGCAGGCGUCGAGGCCCUUGUGCGCAUCACGGGCGACAUACCACCCACACCGCCGCCGACGACACCACACGUGCCGCACAUGAGGGGUAUGCAGGCCGAGAAGGAGAGCAUUGUGAGGAACUACUCCGAGAAAAGCCUCGCGCGGCUGAGGGAGCAGGAGCAGUCGCCCGGGCUGUCGAUCCCAACGCCCUCUCGUGCCGUUGCUGCGCCUAUCGAUGGUGUAUACAUGAAGCCCACGCAGAGCCCCGAGCCCGGCGCUCCUGGGUCCUUCGCGCCUCCCACUUCUUCUACACCCACAUCUGCGCUCGCACCCGAACCCUACGUGGUCAUCGGUGCCAACAGCCAGCCGCUGAACCUGCAGCACAGUGCCAUCACGCGCAAGUUCUACAGCAAGAAGCCGCCGCCGAUCGGCAUCGCAGACUACCUGCUUCGAAUCCACCGUUUCUGCCCAAUGUCGACGGCCGUCUACCUCGCCACCUCGCUCUACAUCCACCGUCUCGCCGUCGAUGAGCGGGCGGUGGCCGUCACGAAGCGUAACGCGCACCGUCUGCUGCUGGCCGGGCUGCGGGUCGCUAUGAAGGCUCUCGAGGACCUGAGCUACCCACACGCCAAGGUCGCCAAGGUCGGCGGGGUCAGCGAGCUCGAGCUCGCUCGGCUCGAGAUCAGCUUCUGCUUCCUGUGCGGCUUCGAGCUGGUCGUGGGGGCUGCGGUGCUGCAGGAGCACUGGGCCACGAUGAAGAACGGACCCGACCUGGGCCACGUCGGCGGUGGUGGCGGGGGGGCUGUGCCUGGGAUGAAACUGAACCUGAAGAUACCGACACACCCUGGAACGCAUGGGCGUUUCUCCCAUUGAGGAAUCAUAUGUUGUUUUUGAGAAGAGGUGGGAGAUCCAAUGAGCAAGAAAGGGGGGAGGGAGGCACCAGCAGGAGACCGAAGUAUAACAAGUUUACGCACGUAUAUACGAAGUUUGUGUCUGUGUGUAUACGUCUGCAGAUCACUCUGGACUUGGCUUCAUGAAUGUAUAUAUUUCAAUGUUGUAAGUAUACCAGGUAGAUGAGAGCAAGAGUAAACAUGCAUGUGGGUCUGGCAAUUCCAGAUUAAUAUGAUCAAAUUCGUCUUCUU